UCUCUGACAUAGUCACCAUCUUCUGUGAAGUCAGACUAACAGUCUGUAGACGUCUGAUAAAUGGCGUUAUUCAUCCCUGAUAUGGCUGGUCAUCUGUUGUUGGUCAUCCUCCUUUUCGAAACCUUCCAAUACAUCGAAGCCAAAGAUCUUCCUCGGCCCAGUCUAACAGUGAUUCCUGCAGUCAUCAAAGAGAGAGACUCAGUUCAGCUGAACUGUCAGACUCCUCCAUCUGUCUCUGAGUGUUACUUCAAAAUAGAGGGGCAAGUAGAAUUCACCCUACCAUCAACCUGUCAACAGACACUCACAGGAACACUACUGGUGAAGUGGACAGGUCAGAGUUCACCAGCUGAGGUCAAAAUACAAUGUCAGUACAGAGCUACAGGUACACUGUUUAGAUCCAUAAUCAGUGAGCCUUCAACAGUCACAAUUCAGGACAUUCCUCAGCUGACAGUGAGUUCUUCAGUCAUCAGAGAGACAGAAUCAGUUCAGCUGAGUUGUGAGACUCCUCCCUCUCUCCCUGUGUCUCACUGUUACUUCUACAUGGAGGGGGAGAAGAUUCUUCCAGACUCAUCGUGUACGCAGGCAAUAACAGGAACUGAGCUGCUGAAGAGGGCAGGUUCAACAUUUCCAGUUGUGGUCAAAGUGACAUGUUACUACACUGUAUGGGAGUCUCACACAUCUCCUUUAAGUGACCMUGUCUCAGUCACUGUUCAGGACCCACCUCCUCCCAGGCUGACAGUCAGCUCUACAGUCAUCAGAGAGAGAGACUCAGUUCAGCUGAGCUGUCAGACUCCUCCAUCUGUCUCUGUGUCUCAGUGUUACUUCUACACAGAGGGGAGAGAUCCUAAACACUCACCCUGUACGCGUUCACUCACGGGGACUGAGCUGCUCUUGUGGGCAGGUCAAAGUUCAUCUGCUGAGAUCAAACUGAGAUGUUUUUACACUGUAGAAACUCACUAUCCAUCGAUGCACAGUGGUUCUGUCUCUGUUACUAUUCUUGAUCCAAAACCARACAUUACAGUCAAUUUUGAUGGGUACUUCACCAUCAUCURUUUGAUUCCUGGAUCMGUCAGUCCUGACACCACCUGUAACCUGUAUGUUGGAGAGGAGAGUCAGCCAUCCUUCACAGCAAAGAUCUGGAAAGAAAAAAGCAAAGCUUCCAAACAGUGGUUCUGUAGAUUCAAUGUAACUGAGAGUGAUCUGAUCAGAAGUCUACAGUCAGUGAGGCGUAAGGAGGUGAGCUGUGACUACAGAGUGAGCUCAGGACCAAACUCUCUCUCACCACGCAGUGAUGGGAAAAGCUUUGCACAUCUGGUGGGAGUUCCCAUCAGUGAUCCAACAACUAUACAGACACCUUCUAUAGCAGGUAGGCCACACAUUUAUACAGCUGUUACACAUGUUUACCUUUGUUUCAUUAUGAUUUUUAMCAGAACACUGUUGUUGUGAUCAAAUUAUUAACAUUGUCCUAGGACAACAGUGAAUCCUACAACAGGUGUGUUGGUCCUCUAGAGACAAUUUUCAUUUUUAUUGCAAAUAUCCAAUUGUAAGUACACAACACGUCAACCCUAUACUUAUUAGUAAUCUUGAGUAUAAAUAUGAAACAUUCAUAAUUAAUG
Molecule: messenger RNA, 1616 nt
Organism: Salvelinus sp. IW2-2015
Lineage: Eukaryota; Metazoa; Chordata; Actinopteri; Salmoniformes; Salmonidae
Source: RefSeq, a predicted model, not a curated record